Messenger RNA from Boleophthalmus pectinirostris (great blue-spotted mudskipper), 2528 nucleotides. RefSeq names its product minichromosome maintenance complex component 5 (gene mcm5). Gene Ontology annotation, molecular function: 3'-5' DNA helicase activity; single-stranded DNA binding; DNA replication origin binding. The transcript has 16 exons. Bases 145 to 2358 code for a protein of 737 amino acids. The record is from RefSeq and is a predicted model, not a curated record. Gene Ontology annotation, cellular component: nucleus; MCM complex. Gene Ontology annotation, biological process: DNA replication; DNA replication initiation; double-strand break repair via break-induced replication. Lineage: Eukaryota; Metazoa; Chordata; Actinopteri; Gobiiformes; Gobiidae.
GGAAAGAGACGAGACUUUGCCGCGAAACAGCAGCAGCAUCUCCACUACAGAUCUGUGCACGCUGUAUGAUUAUUGCUUUUUUUUUUUUAAGGAAAAACACUUCGGUUUUCGCAACUCCACUUCCAUCACACGAGCUGGUUGAAAAUGUCUGGUUUUGAUGAUCCUGGAGUGUACUACAGUGACAACUUUGGCGGAGGAGAUGGCCACGGGAUGGACGAAGGAGGACAGAAAAGGAUUCAUAUCAAAAAGCGGUUCCGAGAGUUUCUCCGACAGUUUAGGGUCGGUACGGACCGAACCGGUUUCACUUACAAAUACAGAGAUGAGCUGAAACGGCACUACACUCUGGGGGAAUACUGGGUGGAGGUGGAGAUGGAGGACCUGGCCAGCUUUGAUGAGGAUUUGUCGGAUUGUCUCUACAAACUACCCACCGAAAACCUGCCUCUGUUGGAGGAGGCCGCUCGGGAGGUGGCAGAUGAAGUGACCCGCCCUCGUCCUGUGGAAGAGGAGAACGUACAGGACAUCCAGGUCAUGCUCAAGAGUGACGCCCACCAUGCAUCCAUCCGAAACCUCAAGUCUGAGCAGGUGUCCCGUCUGGUGAAGGUCCACGGUAUCAUCAUUUCAGCCACACCAGUGAAGGCAAAAGCUACAAAAGUUUGUCUGCAGUGUCGGGGCUGUCGCAAUGUGAUCAGUAACAUCCCCCUGCCCCCGGGUCUGCAGGGCUAUGCUCUGCCCCGCAAAUGCAACACGGAAAACGCAGGCAGAGUAAAGUGCCCUAUGGACCCGUACUUCAUCAUCCCGGACCGCUGUGUGUGCGUGGACUUCCAGACUCUACGGCUCCAGGAGUCUCCAGAUGCUGUUCCUCACGGAGAGAUGCCCCGGCACCUGCAGCUCUACUGUGACCGGUACUUGUGUGACCGAGUGGUACCAGGAAACAGAGUGACCAUCCAAGGAAUCUACUCUAUCAAGAAAAUGGCCGCUGCUAAGAGCAAAGGCAAAGAGAAGGCUGCGGGAGUGGGCAUCAGAGCAUCUUACCUUAGGGUUGUGGGCAUCCAGGUAGACACUGAGGGCACAGGUCGUGGUGCCACUGGCUCUGUGACGCCCCAGGAGGAGGAGGAGCUGAGGGUGCUGGCAGGUACUCCUGAUGUGUACAACGCUCUGGCCCGCUCAAUUGCUCCCUCCAUCUAUGGCAGUGAUGAUCUGAAGAAGGCCAUCACGUGUCUACUGUUUGGAGGCUCAAGGAAAAGACUUCCAGAUGGCCUAACCCGCAGAGGAGACAUUAACCUGCUGAUGUUGGGAGAUCCUGGAACAGCCAAAUCCCAGCUGCUGAAGUUUGUUGAGCGGUGCUCUCCUAUUGGGGUGUACACCUCAGGUAAAGGGAGCAGUGCAGCUGGUCUGACGGCCUCUGUCCUCAGGGAUCCCAACACCAGAGGCUUCAUCAUGGAGGGAGGGGCCAUGGUCCUGGCAGAUGGAGGAGUGGUGUGCAUUGAUGAGUUUGACAAGAUGAGAGAAGAUGAUAGAGUGGCCAUUCAUGAAGCCAUGGAGCAACAGACAAUCUCAAUUGCCAAGGCUGGUAUCACGACCACACUGAACUCUCGCUGCUCAGUGCUGGCUGCUGCUAACUCUGUAUUUGGUCGAUGGGAUGACACCAAAGGAGAGGAUAACAUUGACUUCAUGCCCACCAUCUUGUCUCGAUUUGACAUGAUCUUUAUCAUAAAAGACCAUCACGACCAGAACAGAGACAUGACUCUGGCUCGUCAUGUGAUGAACGUCCAUCUGAGUGCUCAGACACAGACUGAGGGGGUGGAAGGUGAAAUCCCACUGGCCACAUUUAAGAAAUACAUUGCCUAUGCCAGAGCAAAAUGUGGUCCUCGUCUGUCUGCGGCAGCUGCAGAGAAGCUGAAAAACAGAUAUGUGGUGAUGAGAAGUGGAGCCAGAGAACAUGAACGUGAGAGUGACAAGAAGCCCUCAAUCCCCAUCACUGUCAGGCAGUUGGAGGCAGUAGUGCGCAUCGCAGAGUCCCUGGCUAAGAUGAAGCUGCAAGCGGUGGCAGGAGAAGAGGAGGUGGACGAGGCUCUUCGGCUGUUCCAGGUCUCCACCCUGGAUGCUGCGUUGUCAGGGAGCCUUUCAGGUGUGGAGGGCUUCACCAGUCAGGAGGACCAGGAGAUGCUGUCUCGUAUUGAGAAGCAGCUCAAGAGACGCUUUGCCAUUGGCUCUCAGGUUUCUGAACACAGCAUUGUACAGGACUUUACCAAACAGAAAUACCCAGAGCACGCCAUCUACAAAGUGCUGCACCUGAUGCUGAGGAGGGGCGAGAUGCAGCACCGUAUGCAGAGGAAGGUGCUCUACAGAGUCAAGUAGUCACUCAAGCCAUGGUCAUGUACAUAGGUCUGAUUUGCGCUUAUUAUGCCAACAGAGCAUUCUUAGAAAUUACUGUCUAAAAAAAAAAAAUGUGGUGAAUUAUUUUGUAUGAAAAAAUGUUAUAAAUGUAUAAUCUUUGGUAAUAAAGUGUUGAAAAAUACAGUUAUAAA